Aspergillus saccharolyticus JOP 1030-1 is the source of this 2332-nucleotide messenger RNA. RefSeq names its product mRNA export factor mexA. The coding region runs from base 138 to 2165 and encodes 675 amino acids. Gene Ontology annotation, molecular function: RNA binding; protein binding. NCBI's taxonomy places the organism in Eukaryota, Fungi, Ascomycota, Eurotiomycetes, Eurotiales, Aspergillaceae. Gene Ontology annotation, biological process: poly(A)+ mRNA export from nucleus. The record is from RefSeq and is a predicted model, not a curated record. Gene Ontology annotation, cellular component: nucleus. The transcript has 3 exons.
CGCGCUGCGCUCCACCUACCUACAAAAACCUUUCGCGCAUCGUUGAACAUCAUCCGUGUCCUCUCCCCAGUCAGAAUUGUUCGAAGACGACAGGAACUCACAAUCGAAAAACAUCAUUUUCUCUUUUGUCGCCCACUAUGAGGAACGCAAAGGCUAAAGGCCGCACCAGCGCUUCAGAUCGCGGGGGCAUCCGCAAGCGGGGUGCUGCGAAGAAAGUCGACCGGGAAGGCGACUUGGUUAUGGAUGGGAACACGUCUCAGUCCCGUGCAAAGAAAGGUCGUGGUGAUUCUGGUCGGUCCGGUGCUUCUUCUGGAACACGGUCUCAGACAUCCGGCAGAGCUUUGGACGCCAUCCAAAAGGCUAUCUCCAGCAACUCUGACUCGCCACAAGCAAACAUCCGUCAAGGUAGCCGGGCCAGCAAUCUGGAACAAGUCAGCGUCCGCGGCUGGAAAGAUCAGAAAUGCAAGGCCCGAUCGAAUCCCGACGGCGGCCAAGAAAGCCUAAUUUCCUUCCUUGAGAAGAAACUCAGCGUCCCCGCUGGCACCCGCGCAAGGAUCACUAAGUCGCGGGUCGAAGGCGACGCGCUUGUAGUGUCCAUCAAGCCGGAACUGCUGGACAGGAUGCUCAAAAUCAGUGGCUUCAGCUUUGCAGGCGCUCCUUUGACCAUCGAGAAAUAUGAUCAAGCGGAGAGUGCGAUGCUCGAUCAAUUGCCUGUAAAUGGCAGUACGCCUUCUGCGGCCGACACGAAGGCUAAGAUGACUGCGUUCCUCGCCAAGCGUUUCAAUCGAGAAAACAAGUUGCUCGACCUUUCGGAUCUUCACAACGAUCCGGACCUCAUUGCCAUGGGAAUUUUCCAAAGCACAUCGACUGAAUCGAAAUUCUUCCCCGCGCUGAUGAAGGUUUGGGAGCUGAACCUCAGCCUGGUUUUCGACAGCCCUGCCGCGCGACGUCAGGCGGUAGAGAGCGUUAGUCUGAGGAACAACAAGCUUGCAAAUCUCAAGACGGUCACUACCUUGGCACAAACGUUUCCAGACCUGAAAAACCUCGACCUUUCGAUGAACGACUUCAAAGACGCACAGUCUUUGCUGGCAUGGCGCCACAAAUUCGAGAAUCUCGAGCUCCUCGACCUUUCCAAUACUCCUUUCAGUGCCGACCCUACAUUCAAGGAUACUAUGCUCAAGUGGUACCUCAAACUCCGGAUCCUCAACGGUAUCGAGGUUCGGACCGCGGAAGAGUUGGCGGCGCUGAAAAAGUCGCCGAUCCCCGUGCAGGCACCGUAUUUCCGGGAUGAGGGAUGCAUCGCCGAAAACUUCAUCAGGGCUUUCUUCUCCAGUUACGAUAACGACCGGAACGGUCUGCUCGAUAGCGUGUAUGACAGCGAAUCCACUUUUACUCUCAACAUCAACACUGCUGCUCCCAGAGCCCAUCAAGCCGACGUUGCGGCCUGGGAUGCGUACAUCAAGAAUAGCAGGAAUUUGCUUAGAAUCACGCAUUUGACCGCGAGGAUGUCUCGGACGCAUACCGGUACGGAGAAAAUCCGCAAGUUAUGGAACGGUCUUCCUGCCACAAGGCAUCCGGACAUCGCGGCGCACCCUCAGGAUUGGCUGAUUGAGUGCUAUCCAAUCCCCGGACUGCUUGAUCCAACCGGCCAGAGUCCCACUGGUGUUGGUGGCCUUCUGAUUACCGUCCACGGCAGGUACGACGAGAUCGGCAAGGGAUCUAAGAUCGAUACGCGGAGCUUUGACAGAACCUUCGUACUGGGACCUGGCGGUGGUGCAGGUGGAGUAAGGGUCAUUAAUGACAUUCUGUGCUGUCGCGCUUAUGGUGGCAAUGAAGCCUGGCUUCCGGAGGUUGAUGGAGCUGGACAGGAAGCAGCCCAACAAACGACUACUUCGCAACCUACUAGUCAGGUAGCUACUCCUCAGCAGGUUGCGGGGCCACCGGCCACUCCGGAAGGGUACGGCAUGCCUGCACCUGGGAAGAGUGAAACUCAAUUGCAACAAGAGCGAUUGGUGCUCCAAGUGAUGAGCCAGACUGGAAUGACUUUGCAGUAUUCAGAAUUGGCUAUCAGCGGAAAUGGUUGGGAUUUGGAGAAAGCAUUACAGGACUUCGUCAAGCUUAAGGGGACAUUGCCCCCGGAAGCUUUUCUAGCCGCAAGUGCCUGAUAUGAAGCUAUUCGGCAUUACCAAAAUCUUUCACAAUCAGUAGAACAGCCGAUUCUUUUGAAAUUUUGCUAGACUUUGAUGGUGUUUGGAGUUACAAUUCGCUUCACUAUUUCUGCAUUUCCGGGCGAAUGGCAAUCAAGCUGAAUACUCAAAUCUUGAAACUAUAU